AUGUCCAAACAAAUCACCAAACAAGAACUCUCAUCCCUUCUUGAAACCGAUCAUUCACAAAUCGUCUUGCUUGAUGUGCGAGAACCAAGCGAGUACACAUCAUCGGAUUUUCCAUCCAUUCAUUCUUCUGCUCAUAACAUUCCUAUUAAUACUUUGAAAGAGGCUUUUCAUUUAGAUGAACAUGAAUUCAAGAACAAGUAUGGAUUUGAAAAGCCAAAAACCGAUGCCACAAUUGUUUGUUAUUGUAAGCUCGGAGGAAGAGCCCAAAAAGCAACUGACGCUCUUGCUGAACUUGGCUAUCAUGAUGUCCGUUGUUAUAAAGGAAGUGCAAGUGAGUGGUGGUCCAAUCAAGCAUAA
Naegleria lovaniensis is the source of this 357-nucleotide messenger RNA. RefSeq lists its product as uncharacterized. Bases 1 to 357 code for a protein of 118 amino acids. The record is from RefSeq and is a predicted model, not a curated record. Gene Ontology annotation, molecular function: thiosulfate-cyanide sulfurtransferase activity. Lineage: Eukaryota; Heterolobosea; Eutetramitea; Acrasida; Naegleriidae. The transcript has a single exon. Gene Ontology annotation, cellular component: mitochondrion.